Amborella trichopoda is the source of this 2875-nucleotide messenger RNA. The record is from RefSeq and is a predicted model, not a curated record. Lineage: Eukaryota; Viridiplantae; Streptophyta; Magnoliopsida; Amborellales; Amborellaceae.
CCCGUUUCCUUUCUCAAUGGCUCGCAUUUGUACUCUCUCUGUUCUCGAUUCAGAUUGUAGUUGUUUCUUUUUGGAUAUAGUUUUUCUUGACAUGUGAUUAGUUAAUUCAGUUUGAAUAAUAGUUUUGAUGUAUAGUUGAUAGCACAAGUGACUGCAAAUGUGCUUUUUCUGUUAAUUUUUUUGUGAUUCCAUGUUACAGGUUGUUUUAUUUUCUUCAUUGCUUUGAGGGUUAGAAAAUGACAGUUUAACAGCAAUAAGUUGUGUUAAUUCUUAUUACCUUUUGCGUUCAGUUGUGCUGUUGAUUGUGUAUUUAAUUUUUUGAAUGGACAAAGACACUUGUCAUUCUGAAAUGCUUAUUCACCUUGAUGGACUAAAAGAAAGAGCAGAAGUCGUCUAUAAGGAAUUUUUUUGCACUGAGUGCACCGCUCAACAUUUCCAUCCUGCAUGUUGGUCAGAGGGGCAAUAACACUGCUGAUGGCCUGGCCCAAAAAGGGGCCAUCAGCAAUACCCUAAUUCUGAAUCACUCAUAGGUGGGGAAGCCAAACUCAAAUUUGUACAAGAGUUUUACUGUUUUUCGAGACCACAUAAUUUGUAUAUGGUCAUGUGCAUAAGAUUAAUAUGCUCUUAGUUUGGCAAUCUGUAUAUGGUCAUGUGCAUAUGAUUAAUAUGUGGUUAUUCUAUUUUAAUUAUAAUACAGUCGAGUUCUUCAAAAACAAAAAAAACAAGCAGUUUUGAAUUCUUAUCAUCAUUUCCCUAUAUCGGCAAAGUAUUGAAUCAUUGGCAAUUGUAGUGAAACAACAGGUUAGUGGAAGAAUAACUUUUUUUACCAGUGGUGGCUGUUUGUUUCUCUACCGUAUCUUAUUUGUUUGUUUCUCCACCGUAUGUUAUUAUGACUUGAACUACGGUUCUACUUUCUCUUUUUUUUGCGAUAACUGAAAUGCACUUUUUUUGGCCCGAAUAUUAAUUUCUAAGAGUCUCAAUUCUAUAGCCGUUUCUUUUUUUCUUAAGUGUAACUGAUUUGUGCGUAUGGCUAUCCAUAUUACUGUUGCUUUCUGGUAUCAUUGCCUUGAAAUCAUUCAACUGACACUCUUUAAAUUUUGCUUUUGAUGACUAAUGUCUUGCUAUGUGUUCCUGUACUAUUCUGGGAAACUGUUCCCCAAUUGCAGGUCAUGGAGAAUGAUAUAUCCUUUUAGUUUAGGGCAAGUGUGCUAUACACUCUCUAUUGAAUUAAGUGAUGCAUGUAGUGGAGAGAAUGGAAACCGCUAUUGGGGUCAUUCUUGUUUUUUAGGUCUCAUUCCAUAAGCCUCCAUUUCAAGGAUGAAUAUCAAUGGAUAUUGGUUUGAAUAUCUUAUGCUUAUCCUGCAGUUUGUGUUGACUUCAACCUAGCCUUGUCAUUUGCAUCUUGUUUUACCAAAUUUGAAUCUUAGUGGCUGCUUCUGUAAAUUCAUAAUGGGACAAUACAAACCUGUUGUUUCGGCUUUGGGGAUAAAACUAGAUAUUUUGUUAUUUCUAUGUAGUUUUUGAACUUAUUCUCUCCUUGCUUAUGCAUUUGUGGGUACUUUGUGGGCUUGGGAAUCACUCAUAAUCUUUUAGAGGUGUAAAUUGGUGGAACCCUUGCAGUUUUCUAAUGGAAGCCCAUGCAUUCCAGCGUUCAAUGAUCUAUGUGGACCUGAUUUUUUGCCUUUGAACUAUUCUCGUGAUUUUCUUUCAAAUAACGAUAGAAGAUUGCGCAUUUUCUCGGGCACAGCAAAUCCUACACUUUCCCAAGAAAUUGCAUGCUACAUGGGCCUGGAACUCGGGAAAAUAAAGAUAAAGCGAUUUGCUGAUGGUGAAAUCUAUGUUCAACUGCAAGAAAGUGUAAGAGGAUGUGAUGUGUUCCUAGUGCAACCCACCUGCCCUCCAGCGAAUGAGAAUCUCAUGGAGCUUUUAAUAAUGAUUGAUGCAUGUCGCAGAGCCUCUGCCAAAAAUAUAACUGCUGUUAUUCCAUAUUUUGGAUAUGCAAGAGCAGAUAGAAAGACUCAAGGACGUGAGUCCAUUGCGGCCAAGCUUGUCGCAAACUUAAUUACAGAGGCCGGUGCGAAUCGUGUUCUUGCAUGUGAUCUUCAUUCUGGCCAAUCCAUGGGGUACUUUGAUAUUCCUGUGGAUCAUGUGUACGGCCAGCCUGUGAUUCUGGAUUACCUGGCUAGUAAGACGAUUUCAUCGAAUGAUUUGGUUGUUGUCUCACCUGAUGUGGGUGGUGUUGCUCGAGCUCGCGCUUUCGCCAAGAAACUAUCUGAUGCACCCCUUGCAAUUGUGGAUAAGAGGCGCCAAGGACACAAUGUUGCUGAGGUUAUGAACUUGAUAGGGGAUGUUAGGGGAAAGGUUGCUGUAAUGGUGGAUGACAUGAUUGAUACUGCAGGGACUAUUACAAAUGGCGCUGCGCUUCUACAUCAAGAGGGUGCAAGGGAAGUCUACGCAUGCUGCACACAUGCUGUUUUUAGCCCUCCUGCUAUCGAGAGGUUAGCAGGAGGUCUAUUUCAGGAAGUCAUAAUCACAAACACCAUACCUGUGAUGGAGAAGAACUAUUUUCCUCAGCUUACCAUCCUUUCAGUGGCCAACCUUCUUGGCGAGACCAUCUGGCGUGUCCACGACGACUGUUCUACUAUUUGCCUUUGUACAAAGGGGUUACAAUCUCCCCUAGCUGGGCGGCAGGGGUGUGCUAUUUCCUCUUACAAAGUUAAAAAAGACUUUCUGGAACCUUGAGCAAGGUCACUGGUUAGGGGUGCUUACGGCCUAUUUGCACCGAAGGGUGGGUUUGAACCCUAUUCAAGCUUGGGCAUUGAUUGAUCGCUCUGGUGAUGAUGAACACGAAAAAUCGAUUUCCUUCACUCUCAUA